AUGCCACCAUUUUUAAAAAAGAAAGAAAAGCAACACUCCACUGAAGAUGCAAACCUAAGUAGAAUGAUUACCAAUGUGAGGUGGAUUGUGGAGGCUGUUAAUGGUAGAAUUAAGAAGUGGAAGCUCUUGGACAAGGUGUUGUCAAACACCCUCGUUCCAUCUAUUGGUGACUUUGUUCGCAUCACCUGCUCUUGGUUCAACAAAUACAGGCCCCCUAUUGCUAUUAACACUGAGGAGGAUGUUAAAUGGAUACAGUACACACCGGAGCAGAUCAGUGGAUGGUAUUGCACUUGUAAAGUUGGGGCCAGAGUGGUCGGCUGCUGCGCCCACAUUGCCAGCGCCCUGUGGUACCUUGGGUAUGAAAGACAUGAAGCGAAGCACAGCUCUGGUGUUGACAAUAACACAACAAACAUUGAUGAUGCUAGACACAUAGAAGUGAGUGUUAGUGAUUCUGAAAGUGACCAGACAAUGGAGGAGGAAUGA
Messenger RNA from Magallana angulata, 483 nucleotides. RefSeq lists its product as uncharacterized. The record is from RefSeq and is a predicted model, not a curated record. The transcript is spliced from 2 exons. The coding region runs from base 1 to 483 and encodes 160 amino acids. NCBI's taxonomy places the organism in Eukaryota, Metazoa, Mollusca, Bivalvia, Ostreida, Ostreidae.